Colletes gigas is the source of this 2372-nucleotide messenger RNA. RefSeq names its product leucine-rich PPR motif-containing protein, mitochondrial (gene bsf). NCBI's taxonomy places the organism in Eukaryota, Metazoa, Arthropoda, Insecta, Hymenoptera, Colletidae. The record is from RefSeq and is a predicted model, not a curated record. The transcript has 12 exons. The coding region runs from base 276 to 2153 and encodes 625 amino acids. Gene Ontology annotation, molecular function: protein binding.
AUUACUUUAAACAUAGAUGAAAGUACUGUUGAGAUUCAAAUUGGUUACAUCAUAUCUAUUAUAUCCGAAUCAAAAUAUUUCUGAACAACUUUCAAUGCUUUAUUUACCUGUUACAUUAAUUAUAAUAUACAAGAAAGAUGAAAUUUAAAAAAUUAUAACUAUUCGCAGAUACUCACUGUAUAGGUUAGGUAGCCGGGAAUAACAGUGGUAUAGGUACGUACACGUUACUGCAGGCUAUAGGUUAUCUUUUUCAAUUUUGUUACUAUUUAGUUAUCAUGAUAAGAAUAUCAUCGAUAUGUACGAAAAAGUUAAAACAAUUUUCACAAAGUGCAACUCCCACUAAAAGAAAGAGAAUAGAUAAAUUAAUAAUUGAAUUCUGUAAUUAUUCAUCACUUCCUAUAACAAGAAAUACGCCAUCGAUAUCAAACGCAAUAGAAAAUGUAAGAGUAAACACGAAAUUUGAAGAAAUGGAAAACUGUUUGAAAACGCAAGAGUGGAUGAAGAAAAGUCAUAUCGAAAAUAUUUUGGAAUACAUAUACACCGCAGAUAAUAUAAAAAGUUUCCAAGCGCUUACAUUGCUUCAGUGGUGUAACAUUGCAAUGGAUUGUUUGCCAGCGGAGAGACUUAAGCUUGGAAUAAGUAUAUGGAAUUACUUAUCUAUAUGCAAGUUCAAAAUGAGUUCGUCUCAUUACAAUACACUUCUUCAAAUAUAUAUACAAAACGAUCAUGAUUUCUCGCCUAUGGAAAUUUUAAAGGAAAUGAAUCAGAAAAAAAUUAAUCCAAAUAGUAUCACGUAUCAAAAGUGCAUAGAAUAUUAUUGUAUGAAAGGACAUAUUAAUUCUGCAUUAGAGCUUAUUAAACAUACGGAAGAACAAAAAUUUGUUUUAGACGAGGCUAUUUAUAAUUCAUUAAUAAAUGGAUAUUCUCAAAUUAACGAUAUAGAAAAUGCAACUAAAACUCUAAUCACCAUGAAAAAGAAUAAAAUUAAAGCAUCUUCGGAGACGUAUACCGCUUUGAUAAAUUUCUAUGCUAGAAAUAACAAUAUUGAUAAAAUUAUAGAAAUAAUUGAUACUUGUAAAAUAAACAAUAUUCAUUUUUCUAAUAAGAAUAUUUUGAAUGUGAUUUAUGUGUUGGUAGUAAACAAUCACACGAAAGAUAUCGACAAAAUGUAUCAAUAUAUGAACACAUCGACGGCUUUUUCUUAUGACGAAUUUUAUUUUAUAUUGAAAUUAAUAAAUAGUAAUCAAAUGGAUGUAGUUCUAAAUAUACUUCCAUACAUCAAAAACAUUACAAUUAUAGAGUUAAUUUUACAAAAUAUGGUUUACAGCGAUACGACAAUUGAUCAUAUUGUUCACGUGUGUACAUUCUUAGAGAAUGAAAGAAUGUAUAAAAAGCCUUUACUACAGACACUCUAUUAUUCAUAUCUUAAAGAUGACGAUCAUCUGUGUCUACCUUUGCUUAUAAUGUGUAAACAUCGUUAUAUAAUAAAACCACAUUAUUUUUGGCCCCUUUUAAUGAAAAAAGCACAAAUCUAUGAUUUGAAAGGUAUUUUAAUUAUUCUUGAGAGUAUGAGCAAGGUAUUCAAUGUAUCACCCUGUAUCGAUACUGUUACCAAUUACGUUUUACCAUUUACUUUUGGAACUAUACCCGAAGUAAGAAAGAUGUUACAUUUCUAUGGCUUAAAUACAAUAAUUAUUGAUAAUGCUUAUGUUUUAUUCCUGUUACAAAGGUUUAAACUUAAGCGAGCUGCCAAAUAUAUGCAAUAUUAUCCGAAUUAUUAUUCAUAUACGACAGUUGAACAUGAACUUAGGCAAACUUUAAUUAUUACAAAUGAUAUAAUUUGUUUUGUACAUAUCAGUAAUAAUCUAGUAGACGACACGUCUACAAAUUUAAUGACAAUGUACGAUAAAAAAGCAAAUAUAUCAGCACAUACUGUAUCUAUGGAAAAACAAUUGUUAGACUUCAUGAUCAAUUAUCCAUUCUACAAGAAAUUGUUAGUGAAGAUAAUACUCUAUUUGGGAGACAGAAGAGUCUAUAUAUCGCAAAGUACAGCAACAAAGAUAUAUAACUUCUUAAAGGACUAUAUAGAAGUUGAUGUACGAUGCGCACUUGAAAAUAUGUCAAAUAUAAUGCGAAAGAAACAGAUAAAUUAAUUGCCAGUGAAACUAAUUCAAACAACAAAUGAAUCCAACAAGAAAGAUGUACAAUGAGAAUCUAUAAUGCUUAAAAUAACAUAAUAAUUAUGUUAUGUCAAACCAACAUAAGCACCAGACGUGAAUCCAAAUAUGGAAGAAUAAAAUGCAAAUGUUGCAAAAGAUGUACAUACUGUACUAAGAAUUGUAGCUGUAAAUGUUAACAAAUUAAACUCCGUG